Eimeria maxima is the source of this 5121-nucleotide messenger RNA. RefSeq lists its product as hypothetical. Gene Ontology annotation, biological process: microtubule-based movement. The record is from RefSeq and is a predicted model, not a curated record. Bases 1 to 5121 code for a protein of 1706 amino acids. The transcript has 20 exons. NCBI's taxonomy places the organism in Eukaryota, Apicomplexa, Conoidasida, Eucoccidiorida, Eimeriidae. Gene Ontology annotation, cellular component: dynein complex. Gene Ontology annotation, molecular function: minus-end-directed microtubule motor activity; dynein light intermediate chain binding; dynein intermediate chain binding.
AUGGCAUUGGCGCAUAGGACCAGCACAGACGAUGUAGAAGACUUUUUGAUGUCCCGUUUUGUGAAGCGUCACCGAAGAUCGUUAGGACCGCCUUAUGGCUCUCGAAUGCUAUUCCUUAUUGACGAUCUCGCAUCUCCCGUGCCGGAUACAUAUGGGGCGCAGAGGCCCCACCAGUUACUCAGGCAGAUCGUCGAGUAUGGAGGCUUUUUCGAACGUAAUCGCUUCCAGUUUAUUCACGUAGAAGACACAAGCACCGUUCUUGCCGGUGCAACGGACGUAGCGGGGACGAAGACAGACAUGCGGCUUCUCCGGCAUUUUAACGUUCUGUUCCAAGACGACUUUUCCUCAGAAGAUACGAAGAACAUUUUCACGCAGAUCCUGAGAGGAGCAUGGGCAAGAAGUUUGCCGGCGCUUUAUAGUUGCGCUGAAGAUAUGAUUGAAGCGACUGUUGCUGCUUAUGAGCGGAUUACUGCACAUUUGCUCCCGACGCCUCUCAAAUGCCACUACACGUUUACCAUACGAGAUAUUUCAAGAGCGCUGGAAGUCAUGCUCAUGGCAGAUACUAGUAAACUUAAAACCAAAACGGAUAUUGCCAGAUUCCUCUUCCGCGAUGCUGGACAGUCACGUCAAUCUGCUUACAAAGAGAGCAGUACGAACCAGCAUGCCUCCACGUACGAAGGUUUUGGACCACCGCGUCCCAUUUCACGAGAAUUAUGUCCCAACAGGUACCUGGAGCAAUAUAACGCUGACGCAAAGACACCCAUUGACCUGGUAUUCUUCGAACAUGCAAACAAACAUAUUGCUCGGCUUUGUCGAAUACUCCGGGUGCCAGGGGGGCAUGCACUGCUACUCGGCACAAACGGAUCAGGCCGCGAAAGUUUGUCUCGCCUUGCUGCUUCAAUUAUGGAGUACAGCACUAUUACGAUUUCAACCAGGUCGCGAUGUCCACCGCAGCACGAUAAUCAUUAUUUAGCUUCCGUGCAAACUUCAGGAGAAAUCCUCGGGCAGUUUGACCAAUCCGACCGAGAAAAACUCUCUUUUCAAGUGAGGUCCCUUGAGAAGCCGGAGCCCACCAAUCCAUCCGAUGGUUGGGAGGCAGUGAUUUCAUUAGUACAACGGAAACUUCACUUCGUAAUAAGCAUGUCCGCUUCCGGCGAAGCUUUUAGAGCAAGAUGCCGUCGCCUGCCUGGUUUGUUGAGUGGCUUUACUUUAUAUGAGAUAUUUGCAUUAAUCUGGAAGCUUAUUGAGACUGCAGAAGACUCACCUUGUGGUGCUUUAAGCGCAUCAGCGGAGAUGUACUCGCUGGCUGAACGAGUAACGGAAAAGUUUAUCGCUGUUACUGGAGAGCCUAUACACUUGACGUGCACGUCGUACGUGGAGGUUGUUCGAACGUACCUGUCACUUUUCGCACAGAAGAAGCACAGCCUAGUUGAGAAUAUGAAGGGGAAGCUGCUGGCAGACCAGCCGCUGCUCGAAAAGUCCAGGGAAGAAGCAAAGACUGUUGCCAUUUCAUUGGCAGAAGAUAAGGAGAAAGCAGCACUAAUGGAACAGAGCUGCUCAAUUGAGAAAGCUGCAGCCGAUGCAGCACGUGUGGAAGCUCAGUCCAUACGUGAUGAUUGCCAGCGGGAUAUAGAUGAAGUAAUGCCUCUACUGCACCAAGCAAUCAGGGCCCUUGAAGCCCUAGACAAGCGGGAUUUGCAGGAAUUAAAGUCAUUCCCUGCUCCACCUGCACUCGUUGAAACUGUCAUGAAUGCGGUUUGUGUCCUUCUGGGGCGUAAGGAGUCGUGGGAAGAGGCUAAGAAGGUUCUCAAUGACACUUCACUGUUGACCACUUUGCGCGAGUACGACAAGGAUCACAUUUCGCCAAAGAUGUUACAGCAGCUUAGCAAAUAUACAGCUCUUGAGGACUUCCUCCCCGAGAGGGUCGCGAAUGUGUCCAAGGCCGCAACCUCCCUGUGUAUGUGGGUGCGAGCCAUCGAAAGCUAUGCACAAGUGCUCAAGGUCAUGGAGCCUAAGCAAAAGAGACUAAUGGAGGCCGAAGGGGUUCUACUGAAGGCGGAGGACAAUCUGGCCGAAAAGCAGAGAUGUCUGGAUGAUGUCCAAGCACGGGUUCAGUCGCUGACAGACCAGUAUAAUGCUUGCCAAGAGAGAGUCAAAGACUUGGAAAACCAAAUGCAGAUCACAGAACAGCGUCUUUGUAGGGCUGGAAAAGUCUUAUCGGGAGUAUCUGUGGAAGGAGCUAGAUGGACAGUCGAUGCAAAAGCCAUACAAGACGACAUGUCCAACCUUUUGAGUGACGUGCUAGUGGCAGCAGGUAUGCUUGUUUAUGCUGGGCCAUUUACCCACGAGUAUCGAGAAGAGCUCGGUCGGCUGUGGCUGGGCGCUUGCGUCGAAGAGGGAUUGAACGUCCGAGGGGAUUUUUCCUUGGCUCGAACUUUGUCAACGCCUUCGGAGAUUAGGCAGUGGUCUCUCGAAGGUUUGCCAUCAGACGUAGCUUCAGUUGAAAAUGCUAUUUUGGUCUGCAACUGUCCUAAACCUCCCCUAAUUAUUGACCCAGAAGACCAGGGUACUCGGUGGUUCAGAAAACGCAAUUUCAAAAGGGAAUUCUUGGAAGUUGCAUCCAGCGACACAGAUGUGUUGCAAUCUCUCUCUGAAGCAGUUACAGCUGGGAUGAUUGUUCUUGUCACUCUUUCUGAGCCGGCGCUAGACCCUGCACUAGGAGCCUUGACAAAUACGGUGAAGAUCAAGCCAGAAGGACGGACAGUUGUUCACCUCGGCGACCACACGGCCCUCUGGAGCCCACAUUUCAGAAUGGUCUUAGCGACAAAACUGUACCCUUCGGAACUAGCCCCCGAGCUACACAAUCAAUUAAGCAUCAUCAAUUUCCGGGUUACACCGGCAAGCCUGGAGGAGCAACUCCUAAACCAAAUCAUUUUGCACGAAGCGCCAUAUCUGGAAGAGCAACGUGGAGUGCUGGUAGUGAACAUUGCAAAGGACCUGGAACUUAAGGCUGCAAUCCAGGAAAGAAUUCUCUCGCUCUUGGCAAACGCUGAAGGUGAUAUACUGGCUGACGACACCUUCUUGGAUAUUUUGAAUGACUCACGCUUGACAUAUGAGGCGAUUGAAAGACGCAUGGAAGAAGCUUCUGCCACCUCUGAUAAGCUAGAGGAAACCCGGAAGCUCUACAAGUCCCUUUCCCACCGCGGUUCUAUGCUUUACCUUGCUUUGCGAAAUAUGUCCCACCUCCAUCCCUUCUACAUAUGGUCCCUUGAGACAUUCAAAGCAAGGCUUCAAUGGACCUUGCUGAGCUGCCAAGAUACUGGCGGAAGCCGCGGGGAAACAUUGAAAGACUCUCUCACUUGGGAGGUAUACUGCAACACAUGCAGGGGACUCCUAGAGCCACAUAGGCUGGUCCUCGCAUUUAUGAUCGCCAAGUCUCUUGAUUCUGAGGCGGGCAACGUUCCGCACAAAAUGAUUGAGUUCCUUUUGAGAGGUGCAACCCAAGAAAAUCCAGAUCCGGUUAAUAUUUCUCAGCCGUCUUGGACAAGCCCAGAGAAUUGGAGCAAUAUUUUGUUUUUAGAUGCGAGUGUUGGGGGUUGCUUCCGUGGAUUUGCCGAAGCAGUGGCCAAUGAGGACGGUGAAUGGAGAACCAUGAUCGAAAGCGAGAUGGAGUUUCCGCUGAAACUGCCCCAAAUUGGCGGGGAAGAUCUAGGAGAUUUUGCUACUCUAGUUGCUGUAAAGGCCAUAAGAGGAAGCGAGCUGCAUUCUCGCUGCCGAGCAUACGUGCAAAGCAUAUUGGGAACACGCUACACAUGCCCACCCCAACUAGAAAUAUCAAAAGCAUUGGACGAGUCUACGCCAUUGACUCCCCUAAUCUUCAUCCUAUCUCCUGGAAGUGACCCAAUCGGAUCAAUAAAGGUUCUAGCCGCUCGUGCGUCUUUGCCUGAGGACCACCUGCAUUUUCUCUCCCUCGGCCAGGGCCAGAUUAAGGCGGCGGAAAAAGUAUUGCAUGAAGCCAGGGAGAAGGGCUAUUGGGUUUGCCUGCAAAACUGCCAUCUGGCUGAGACAUUCAUGCCUUUUCUCCAACAGUUGUAUGAGCGCUUCCAGCAGGAGACAGUGCACCCACGCUUCCGCCUAUUCUUGACGUCACAGCCUACCAAUAUUCUUCCAACCAGCUUGCUCAAGCAAAGCAUCAAAAUUAUCACUGAGCCUCCGACUGUUUCCCAACAAAGCCUAUUCGAGGCUGCAUCUGCUGAUGAAGAAAUGAUGUCGUGGGACAGAAUUGUUUUUUUGACAGCUGAUAUCCACUACGGAGGCCGUGUGACGGAUCAAAUGGACCAAAGGCUGCUCACUUCACUAUUAAAACGCUGUUUUGCUGCUACCGAGCUUGAAUCGCAGGUAGCAGACCCAGUGUUGAGAGGAUAUGUCCUUCCGUCGGACUACUGCUACGAAGAUAUAAUGGAGUUCGCCAUGUGUUUGCCGGUUGAUACGGCUCCAGAGAUUCUGGGCCUUGACUCUGGAGCUGCAGUGGUGUACAAGGAGAUGCAAAGUAGCCGGCUCCUAGACUCCCUUGUAAGCGCCCACAGGGAAAUGCAAACGCACGCAGGAGGGAAUAGGGAUGAAAGCCUUCUUAGCAUGGUUACAGAUGUGCUAACCAAAGUGCCUGAGGAUAUCUCUAAGGAAAAUGCCAGCAAGGAGGUGUUUCAACUCCACCAAAACUCACAAACAGGGCUCUGUGAGCUGACUCCGCUAAGUAACUUCCUCAAAGGAGAGCUUUGCAGUUACAAUGCGCUCCUCGCAUUUAUCCGAAUGUCUCUGACCCACCUCCUCGAGGCACUGCGGGGCUGGUGUAUAAUGACUGAGGAUUUGGAUAGCCUAAGCAAGGACUUAUACUUCCAGAAGGUGCCUACAGCAUGGAUUAGUGCAUCAUAUCCUUCAAAGCUGAGCCUUGGUGCAUGGCUUCAUGAUCUUAGGACGCGCGUCAGUAGCACGAAGCAGUGGGCACAAAAUGGCCCACCUAGUGUCUUCAAUAUAGCAACAUUCUACAAUCCGCAAAGCUUUUUCAGGGCGGCGCUGCGUGUCGUCGCCCGGGCUUUGAAGGUACAACAUAGAGAAACAUGA